AUGCACCACCAGGACCAGGAGCUUCAUCAAAAGCAAUACCACGAGCACAACCACGAGAACGAGCACAAACACGAAGAGGAACAAGGCAUGGAGAGCGAAUUGGUGCUAGUGCAGCAGCAGUCAGAAGUUGCUAACAGUGAUACGGUUCUGUUCGAGCUACACGGUGUUGCUUCAGCAGCUACAACCGUACACUACAAUUACAUUUUUGCGGAAGUCGUGGUCUCUGAAAGUGAAAAGUUCCCAAACGAUUCACCGUAA
Messenger RNA from Phytophthora infestans T30-4, 258 nucleotides. RefSeq lists its product as uncharacterized. The transcript is spliced from 3 exons. The record is from RefSeq and is a predicted model, not a curated record. NCBI's taxonomy places the organism in Eukaryota, Oomycota, Peronosporomycetes, Peronosporales, Peronosporaceae. The coding region runs from base 1 to 258 and encodes 85 amino acids.